CCAAGCGCAAAGAUGAAACCUCCUGAAAUGAAUUUACAAUAAAAAUGCCCUCAUUGUCAUGUCAUUCAGCUGAGCCUCCAUCCCUCGCUAGCAGAGUAGUAGAGCAGAAACAAAAGAGAGCAAGGAAGGACGUUCCACAUUCAAGCUAUUAUGCGCUGGAGUUGGUUCACCGAUCAUUUCUUUAAUAAAAGAAAGCAAAGAGAGAGAGCGUUUUAUGAGAAUGGAAGGCUGUUACUUGAGAAGCUGAUUGCCUCUUGCAAUGCCAAGCCUAUUCCCAUCCGUACCUUCUCCCCUCAACAGCUCCGCCAAGCAACCAACAACUUUUCUUCUGAACAGCUGGUAACGGGGUUCUCUUUUCGGUACAAGGGUUCUCUUGAAGGACGAAUUGUUCUCAUUAAGGGUUCUUUUGUUCGCAAUGCCAAGCCUAUUCCCAUCCGUACUUUCUCCCCUCAACAACCCCGCCAAGCAACCAACAAUUAUCCUGCUCAACAUCUGGGAAUUUAUUGGUACAAGGGUUCUCUUGAAGGACGAAUUUUUCUCAUUAAGCGUUUAGAUCAAUUUUCCGAUUUAGCCAUCAAUGAUUUAGUGAUUUCUGCAAAAAUGAGUGGUCACAGCAAUGUUUUAAAGCCCAUAGGCUGUUGUCUCCACACUCCAUCUCCCAUUGCAGUGUUUGAAUAUGCCGCCAAUGGUAUCCUUGCAGAUCGAAUUUAUGUCUCCCACCGACGUCAGCCGAUGGUGUGGGAGAGAAGGUUAAAGAUUGCAAGGCAGAUUGCUCAUGCUCUUUCUUAUCUCCAUACUGCCUUCCCAAGACCUGUCAUCCACAUGGCUAUAGAUAUGGGCCAUAUCUUAUUAGAUGAACAUGAUGUUCCCAAAUUGUCCGGCUUUUUAUUUUCUGUAUCAAUUCCCGAAGGUGAAGCUGACGUGGAAGGUUUUAGUGGCUUUCGAUAUAUAGCUUCCAGCGCCCCCGAGUUUAAAGCAACAGGCAAGGUAACUGAGAAAGCUGAUGUAUAUGCUUUUGGUCGGAUUCUUCUAGAACUUUUAUCUGGAGAGGAUUCUUUUCAAAUAUCCCGAUUGACAAUUGAUAAAGAUUCUACUUUAGUAGCAUACAUACGUAACCGUGCCCAAGGUAGUUGCAUAAACGAGAUUGUGGAUCCUGCAAUCUUGGCUGAAGAUGGGGAAGGAGGUGUUAGUUUACUACGGCAGUUACAAGCUGUGGUGGACCUUGCCUUGACAUGUACAGAGGAAGAUCCACAAAGAAGGCCAACUAUGGUUGAUGUCACCAAACAACUCAGACGGAUUGAGAGAGUCACACAGGAAGGUGAGGCGCUUUUGGGAAGUUUGCAGAAUUUAAAGCUUCAUGAGCGUUUUGAAAUAUUAUUAUGGAAGAUUGCAAAUGACAUCUUACCAACAGAAGCUCGAAUGAAGCUAGAAGGUAAGAGGGAAACUACUUGCUGUCCUUUGUGUGAAACUGAAGAAGAAACAUGCCUGCACUUGUUCAAAAACUGUUCUGUAGCAAAAGCAGCUUGGUUUAGCUCAAACUGGGGAUUCUUUAUUGAAUCUUUGAAUGCUAAUAACAGCUUUGAUCUCAUUAAGAGUAUAGUCAGUCCUCCAGCUCAUGUGUUACAAGAGCAGGUCACCAAGGAGCAGUUUGUUCUUAUAGCAGCAAAAAUUAUGGAUCACAUUUGGAGGUUGAGAAAUCAAGUUAUAUUUGAGAAUAAAAAAUUAAAUUUCCAAGCAAUUCCUUUCCAAAAUUUCGCAGAAAUUUGAAGUGCAUGAUUCUGCAUCAUUGAAAGGGAAGGCUUCUAAUGAUCAUUGAUGAAGGGCAAGUUGUGUAGUAAAAGUGGCCUCUGGAAGGCCUCCUGAAGCUUAAUUGUGAUGCAAUUGAGUGAUUACAGGGCUUCUAUACUGUUUAGUUGGCUUGUAAAUUUCAAUUACGAUGCAAGUAAAUGGAAUUUUAUUGAUAAAUUAUAACGUGUGGUAACAAUAAUAUUCUCAAUGUUGAAGACUUCAACUAGCUUAUUGAGUGAUUGCAGAUCUUCUAUACUGUUUAAUUGGCUUGUAAAUUUCAAUUUCGAUGCAAGUA
This is a messenger RNA of Quercus lobata, 2083 nucleotides long. Its product is annotated as non-functional pseudokinase ZED1-like. The record is from RefSeq and is a predicted model, not a curated record. NCBI's taxonomy places the organism in Eukaryota, Viridiplantae, Streptophyta, Magnoliopsida, Fagales, Fagaceae. Bases 151 to 1767 code for a protein of 538 amino acids. Gene Ontology annotation, molecular function: protein serine/threonine kinase activity; ATP binding. Gene Ontology annotation, biological process: cell surface receptor signaling pathway; protein phosphorylation. The transcript is spliced from 2 exons. Gene Ontology annotation, cellular component: plasma membrane.